GAAAAUAUGGCAAAAAAACUCUUUUAUUAUAAAUGCAAAAUAAUGGCUUGGAAAUAGCUAUUCCUUCCCCGAAAUAAGCAUAAUUUGAAAACAAAUAACAGAACCGCAUUCUUCAUUUGCUGUUGAUGUUUUGAGCUGUCAAACAGAACGGAAAUUUUCGCCCAAUACUCGAGAUACCAGGAAAUUGUAAACAAUCGUUUAUUUAUUUAUACAUUUCACUACAAGAUGUAGACGUACGUGUGCAUAAAUCGCAAACCUUUCUUCUUCGACAAUUUUUGCGUUAUUCAGCAUUAUGCUACCCGAAACUUUGUCCAAUAUUAUUUCUGUUUUGCUAGCACUUGUAAGCUUCGCCUGUAUCCUGCCUUCUCCGGCCGCUGGAGAACGAUGGUGUGCACAUAAUCCUAAAGAUAUCGUAUUCCGCCGGCUAGGCACUAAAACACCCUACCGGCACGUUCAGAACAAGGAUGUACGAAAUAUCGCCACAGUGAACGGAUGCACCGUUAGUAAGAUAUGGGGCCUGUUUCGCCAUGGUACAAGAAAUCCCUCGAAAAGUAUCAUAGAUCACAUGCUUGUAACGCUUCCGGAAUUACAGCGCGACAUCGUAGAACAUGGGCAACUGUGCCGUGAUCAGCUGGAAAUGUUCGAACGAUGGCAACCUAGGAUUAAGGUUGAAGAAGCCAAACUACUCGUUCGUGAGGGCGGUGAGGAGCUUUAUCGGUUGGGCGAAAGGAUGCGCAAAAGGUUUGGUCACCAUCUUCCCGAGCGUUAUGAUGCCAAUGAGUUUCGUUUCAAAUUCACCAAAACUGAGCGUGCCGAGUACAGUGCUCGAAACUUUACGCGUGGUCUUUUCGGCCGUGACGAACCGAUCGAAUAUCCAGAGGCAGUACGGCGGGAUCCGGUGCUUCGGUUUUACAAAGGAUGUGAGAAAUGGAAAAGACAAGUGAAGGAAAAUCCGUACUCGUACCGCGAAAUGGAUCGUUUCGGCAGCUCAAAAGAAAUGCGAAGCGUUAUCGAGAAACUAUCGAAACGAAUUGGGACGUUCGUCAGUCCGGAGGAGGUGCACGCCAUUUACCAGACGUGCGCUUUUGAAACGGCCUGGAGUGAACGAGACGUUUCACCCUGGUGUUUGCUGUUCGACAAGGAAAGCAUCUCGACGAUGGAAUACAACGAAGAUCUGAAAUACUACUGGAUCGAUGGGUACGGGUACGAGCUCACAUAUCGCCAGGCAUGUUCGGCCUUUGCCGAUCUGUUCGAAAGCUUCGAUAGUGCGGAUAGACCUCCGUACACGUUUUACUUUACACAUUCUGGCACGCUUCUAAAAUCGAUUGCUUUUUUAAAUCUAUACAAAGACAACGAACCGCUUAUGGCGCAGCACUAUCGUCACAAACGGAAGUGGCGAGUCAGUCACAUUGAUGCGUUUGGAUCUAAUCUCUAUUUUGUGUUGUACAGAUGCCCAAACGGAACCAACUCGAUCGCACUGUACCAUCAGGAAAGGUUAACCCAUAUUCCAGGCUGCCCGGAUGAUACACCGCUGUGCAGUUAUGAACAGUUUAAGCAAAUGUACGCUGAACGUAUCGAGCAGUGUGAUUUGAAUACCAUGUGUUCCGAACCGCAUGUGCCUAGUAUGGUAAAAGAUGAAUUGUAAAAUUGCACGCCAUGCAUAGGUAGAUUUUAUUUAUUUUAUGCACUGUUGCACGGUCGUAAUGCUACUUUUAUAAAAUGACGCUUUCGUAUGCGGCUUGUAAAGCAUUCAAUGUUACAAUGACUAAAUAAACACUAUACACUCACACCGAUAAAACGCUGUGUUGUGAAAAGCACACUCCAAA
Molecule: messenger RNA, 1826 nt
Organism: Anopheles funestus (African malaria mosquito)
Lineage: Eukaryota; Metazoa; Arthropoda; Insecta; Diptera; Culicidae
Gene: Mipp2
Product: multiple inositol polyphosphate phosphatase 1
Exons: 3
Coding region: 293-1645 (450 amino acids)
Molecular function (GO): inositol phosphate phosphatase activity; acid phosphatase activity
Source: RefSeq, a predicted model, not a curated record